CGCCCCAGGGAAGAGAGACGGAUCAGACAGCUUUCUGGAAGAAAGCGGAAAUAAACAUAGAAAUUUAGUUUAAAAAAAAAAAAAAAAAAAAAAAAAUCUGUAUCAAGUGUGUUUCAGUUUUUUUUUUUUCCUGGAGCAGUACGGAUAUUUGACUGCUCAUUGAGUUCUGUCGACUCUGAAAGGUCGAGGGGCCGUCGCAGCGUGCUGUAUGCGAGGUGAAGUAAGCGUGGAGCAGCGGGUCACAGCCGGGAGGAGAGACUCGGAGUGAGGCAGAGUUCCCAGGAUAACACAGACUCGGGCUGCUUUUUAAUUUAAACGAUACAGAGAAGAGCGAUCAGAUACUGGAACGACAGCCACUAUAUAAUAUAACCAGAAUGGAAGCCGUUGCCAAGUACGAUUUUAAAGCCACUGCGGACGAUGAACUGAGUUUUAAACGUGGGGACGUUCUGAAGGUUUUAAAUGAGGAGUGUGACCAGAACUGGUACAAGGCAGAACUCAAUGGGAAAGACGGCUUCAUUCCUAAGAACUACAUCGAAAUGAAAGCUCACCCGUGGUUCUUCGGUAAAAUCCCCAGAGCGAAGGCAGAGGAGAUGUUGAACAAACAGAGGCACGACGGAGCAUUCCUAAUCAGAGAGAGCGAGAGUGCACCAGGGGACUUCUCCCUCUCAGUAAAGUUUGGCAAUGAUGUCCAGCACUUCAAAGUGCUCCGUGACGGGGCUGGGAAGUAUUUCCUGUGGGUGGUGAAGUUCAAUUCCCUCAACGAGCUGGUCGACUAUCACAGGUCCACCUCCGUGUCUCGAAAUCAGCAGAUAUUCCUCCGUGACAUUGAACAGGUCCCCCAGGUAAGGGACACCUGCCCCAGCUCCCUUUCUGAAUGUGUACCACAGGCAGGCAACCAGCAUCCUACGUACGUGCAGGCACUGUUUGACUUUGACCCGCAGGAGGAUGGAGAGCUGGGCUUUCGUCGGGGGGAUUUCAUCCAGGUCCUGGAUAAUUCGGACCCCAACUGGUGGAAAGGUGCUUGCCACAGCCAGACAGGAAUGUUCCCCCGCAACUACGUCACCCCAGUAAACCGGAACAUGUGAACGAAAGAAAAGGAACAGAACCCAGAUACCACUGUAGAGUGGCAGCGGAAUUAACAUAUACUGAGAAUGUUCUUCGGAACAGCGGCAAACACACUGCAGUCAGAAUGGAA
This is a messenger RNA of Polyodon spathula (Mississippi paddlefish), 1195 nucleotides long. RefSeq names its product growth factor receptor-bound protein 2. Lineage: Eukaryota; Metazoa; Chordata; Actinopteri; Acipenseriformes; Polyodontidae. The transcript has 6 exons. The record is from RefSeq and is a predicted model, not a curated record. Gene Ontology annotation, molecular function: protein binding. The coding region runs from base 375 to 1085 and encodes 236 amino acids.